Molecule: messenger RNA, 900 nt
Organism: Spodoptera exigua (beet armyworm)
Lineage: Eukaryota; Metazoa; Arthropoda; Insecta; Lepidoptera; Noctuidae
Source: the annotation of a GenBank genome assembly
AUGGAGCGGCCAGGUCGGCGGGCUAAGGCCGGCUCGCUGAGCGGGCUGUCGGGCGGGCUGCCUAGCGCUCCGAGCGGGCCGGGCGGCGUGCGGCGCCAGCGCUCCCUGGAGUGGGGCGGCGACAGGUACAGCAGCAGCGACGACGACCGCCCCCCGCAACCCCCACCCCUCGCCGACAGAGUGUUCGCCUCACUCCUCGCACAAGCCACGCAACAGUUCGACAUCCGGGAUUGUGGGUUAAACGCAAUAAGUCAUCGCGGCAUCGGCCCAGAGCAAAAGGAACGGGAGGUUUUUCAGUCAAAUAUUAAAAUGCGAAAUAGCUCCUACCUUCGUGUAAUGUUAGUCGAGAUUGGAAACCAUAAGGCGUCUGGUAGUUUCCAUUUCAUUUCGUAUUUUUCUCCUUACACAAACGGUAUCGGCGGUGUUAUUAGAGGCAAGCCCAAUGAACAACGUCGGAUCUAUGGUUCCGAAGGGGGUGAGGAACUGCCUCGGUAUGCCAGCAGUCCACAACGGCAGUCUUCUCCAUUCCCUCACGAGAGCACCAACAGGCGGUUUUAUAGAAGAAACAGGAACUCCAAAGGUGAGGAGAUAUUCAGUGCUGAGCCUGGCAGUACUUUGCAGCGUAGACGACGUGCUGAUGACUUUCCCCACGAAAACAACGCGCGCAACGCACGACUCCGUCUGAACAAUGCAUCGUCAGGCAAUGGAGGGCAGGCAAGUGAACGGGAGUGCGAUUCUCCUCCUGAGCCGGCUCCACCUGAAGUACCUCCAAGAGGUCCAAGCCUGCAUGUCACUUUGCGCCAUCGUCCUUGCGAACAACCAGCUGAGCCUGAUCGACUGUACCUGUCUGAAGGUCUGGGCUAUGGUACGUUGUUACACUCGGUCCUCAAACCUGGCUGA